AUGGCUGCAAACAGGAGGAGGAGGAGUAGUGGUGUUGAUGACAUCGUUGAGGCGAUUCACCGGAUGGUGGACGCAAUGCAGCCACCCAUAGCCGCACAGCCUAGGACGGCGAUUGCACCAGUCAGGGUGCUGACAGUGGAAGAUUUCUUGUGCCACAAGCCAGCUGAGUUCACUAGCAAGGCUUCCCCUGAUGAAGCGGAUGCAUGGCUCCGCAAGUGUGAGAAAAUCUUCAAAGUGAUGAACUGCGAAGAUGAACAAAAAUUGUUGUUUGCUGCGUACCUGCUGAAUGGGGAUGCAGAAUAUUGGUGGGCUGACAUGCAACAACAGAUGGAGAAUAGUGAAGAGCAAGUGACUUGGGCCAACUUUAGAGCUCGUUUCCUGGAGAAGUACUUUCCAGAUACGGCGAGACAGGACAGGGAGGCUGAAUUCCUAGCACUGCAGCAGGGAGACAUGACAGUGCAGGAAUAUGUGAAUAGGUUCGAACACUUGGCAAGGUAUUCUUCCCAGAACAUUACGGAAGAGUGGAAGAGUUUAAAGUUUGAGCGAGGUCUCAGACUUGAGCUGAAGAGGGUGGUAACCCCUCUGAGAGAGAGGAGAUUUCCCAUCUUGGUGGAGCAGGGCAAGAGUGCUGAGAGUCUUGAGAAGGGCCCUGGUCCUAUUGUGAGCCGACAUCAGAAGAAUGUUGCGGAGGCUAGGCAGAUGAAAAAGCCCUAUAGCCGGCCACAGACAUCUCAGGGUCCCAAUUACAAUCAGUGUGGCGGACCCCACCUGAAGAGAAAUUGCCCACAGCUGGUAGGUGGAGUAGGAGGGUCAGGAGACCGUCGCAAGUGUUUUAUAUGCGACAAACCUGGACAUUUCGCCAACAAUUGUCCAGAGAAGAAAAGCCUUAGCACGAAGAAACCAGCCGCAUCGCCAGCAGAGCGAGCUAAAGUAGCGGGCAGAGUCUUUGUCCUGACCACCACAGAGGCUACACAGUCGGGUAAUUUUAAACUUGAACCUUGUGUAUUGUUUGGUAAUUUAGUGUUGGUGUUGUUUGAUUCCGGGGCAACCCAUUCUUUUAUUUCUAAUGUGCGCGUGGGGAGAUUACAAUUGGUGACACUGGGAUGUGAGUUGCUUGUUUCAACUCCCUCCUCAAGUCAAGUGGCUACCAGUUCAGUCUGUGUUGGGUGUUCUAUGGAGGUGGCAGGUCGCAGAUUCAAGGUGAACUUGGUGUGCUUGCCUUUGGAGGGACUGGACGUAAUCUUGGGGAUGGACUGGCUGUCUAACAAUCACGUCAUAAUUGAUUGUAGACGGCGUAGUUUGGUAUUCCCAAAACACGAAGGACUAGAGUUAAUCUCGGCACAGAGGGCGAUAAACGAAGCAGAAGCCGGAGCCACCUGCUUUAUGAUAAUGGCUCAUGCAGAAAAGAAUAGUACCGCUGAGAAGAUCAGUGUGAUUUCAGUCGUGGAGAAGUAUGCCGACGUAUUUCCAAAUGAAAUACCCGAGUUGCCACCGAGUAGGGAUGUGGAUUUCUCCAUUGAUCUCAUCCUUGGGGUUGGCCCAGUAUCCAUGGCGCCUUAUAGAAUGGCACCCGCAGAGUUGGCAGAGUUGAAGAAGCAAAUAGAAGAUUUGCUUGAGAAGAAGUUCAUUCGGACGAGCGCGUCACCUUGGGGAGCAUCAGUACUUCUAGUAAAGAAAAAGGAUGGCAGUUCGAGGUUGUGUGUUGACUAUCGUCAGCUGAAUAAGCUGACCAUAAAGAAUAAGUAUUCGCUGCCGAGGAUAGAUGAUCUGUUGGAUCAAUUGAGGGGAGUCACAGUGUUCUCUAAGAUUGACUUGAGGAUAUUCCGACCGUACGUGGAUCAGUUUGUUGUCGUGUUCAUUGAUGACAUACUGAUAUACUUUGAAAGUCGGGAUUUUUUGGGUCAUGUCAUCUCAGCUCAAGGUAUAGCGGUGGAUCCAGCAAAGAUUGAAACAGUGGUGAAGUGGGAAAGGCCACAAACUGUGACUGAGGUGAGGAGUUUCUUGGGCUUGGCAGGUUAUUAUAGACGGUUUAUGGAGGGGUUCUCCAAGCUGGUGAAUCCCUUAACUCAACUCACUAGGAAGGACCAGCCUUUCUCUUGGACAGACGAGUGUGAGGUUUGCUUUAAGGAUAUGAAGAGGAGAUUGACUACUGCACCCAUAUUGGCUAUUCCUGACACCGCCAAGACGUUUGAGGUAUAUUGUGAUGCUUCAUACCAGGGUCUAGGUUGUGUGUUGAUGCAGGAGAAACGGCCUAUUGCUUAUGCAUCUUGUCAGCUUAAGAAAGAAUUAAAUAUGAGGCAAAGGCGCUGGAUGAAAUACCUGAAGGACUACGACUUUGAGCUAUUAUACCAUCCUGGUAAGGCUAAUGUUGUAGCAGACGCUUUGAGCAGGAAGAAAUCUCAUGUGUCGGCCAUGAUGAUUAAGGAGUUGGAGUUGAUCGAGAAGCUGCGAGAUAUGAAUCUGGGAUUGGAUAUGGAGACAGAUCACAUAUGGUGCAGCAUGUUGAGGAUCACUAAUGAAUUCUUGGAUGAGGUUCGGGUGGAACAGGGUAAGGAUCAGGAAUUGCAGCAUAUCAUUAGUGAAUUGGGCACAAAGAAGAGAAAACACUUCAAGAUGGGUAGAGAUGGCAUCCUGCGAUUCAGAGAGGACUAUGUAGCAUCUUGCCUAGUGUGUCAGAAAGCGAAAAUAGAGCAUCAGAGGCCAGGUGGUACGUUAGAGCCUCUUGAGAUUCCUCAGUGGAAAUGGGACAACAUUUCCAUGGAUUUUGUUACUCAUCUACCGAGGUCAGUGAGGGGGCAUGAUUCUAUAUGGGUAAUAGUGGAUCCAUUGACGAAGUGCGCUCACUUUCUACCUAUUAAUCAGAAAAUGUCCCUAGAUAAGCUGACAGAGUUGUACGUUAGGGAGAUAGUCUGA
Messenger RNA from Vigna unguiculata (cowpea), 2913 nucleotides. The record is from RefSeq and is a predicted model, not a curated record. NCBI's taxonomy places the organism in Eukaryota, Viridiplantae, Streptophyta, Magnoliopsida, Fabales, Fabaceae.